Molecule: messenger RNA, 3550 nt
Organism: Austrofundulus limnaeus
Lineage: Eukaryota; Metazoa; Chordata; Actinopteri; Cyprinodontiformes; Rivulidae
Product: glycogen debranching enzyme
Biological process (GO): glycogen catabolic process; glycogen biosynthetic process
Molecular function (GO): 4-alpha-glucanotransferase activity; amylo-alpha-1,6-glucosidase activity
Source: RefSeq, a predicted model, not a curated record
AGGCCAUGUCAGCUGGUGACAGUCACGAGGAGGGCCGGCUGGUCUAUCGUUACGGUGGUGAACCUGUAGGAGCCUUUGUUCAGCCUAGCCUGCGACCUUUGAUGCCCACCAUAGCCCAUGCUAUGUUCCUUGAUGUGACCCAUGAUAACGAGUGCCCUAUUCAGCUCCGCUCAGCGCUCGACUCUCUGCCCAGUUCUGCUYUUGUCUCCAUGGCCUGCUGCGCUACUGGUUCCACCAGAGGAUAUGAUGAACUGGUGCCACACCAGAUAUCUGUGGUGAAGGAGGAGCGUUUUUACCCCAAGUGGAAUCCCUCAGCGUCCCCGACAUCCACCGCUGAAGUUGGAUUUCAGACUGGCAUCAUUGCUGGGAAACUGGCAGUGAACAAACUGCACCAGGAGCUGGCCACUCAGGGAUUCUCCCAGGUGUAUGUUGACCAGGUGGAUGCAGAUAUAGUUGCCAUUACUCGUCACUGUCCCAGCACACACCAGUCUGUGGUGACAGUGAGCCGUACAGCGUUCAAGGAUCCUAAAACCCACCAGUAUGACACCAAGGUUUCACCCAUUUUCAUACCUGAUAGAGGAAAGUACUGUGGUGAAACAUUCUGGAGUGACGUCAAAAGGUCGAUCAGAGUUCGUCCAAGAAAUCCACUUCCAGAAGUUGACGCCUGGCAGCAUCGUUGCCUUCAGAGUCAGUUUGGACCCUAAAGCUCAGAAGAUUGUGGGUGUGUUGAGGUUUUAUCUGUCCCAGUUUAGUCCAAAGUACAGGAGAGGUAGUUUACAAGAUGAAAACCCACCAGAGAUACUGAAGAAAUCCCUGAUACAGCUCAUGUCUAAGCUGACAUUAGCAGACAUGAAUAUCUUGCUGUUUCGCUGCGAGGCAGAAGAACAGGAGGAUGGUGGAGGUUGUUAUAGUGUCCCAGGAUGGGAAAGCCUGAAAUAUGCAGGAAUACAAGGGCUGAUGUCAGUGUUGGCAGAUAUCCGUCCUAUAAAUGACCUGGGCCACCCUCUGUGUGCUAACCUCAGAGACGGAGACUGGCUCAUAGACUUUGUCUCCAACAGGCUGAAACACCGGGAAGGACCACUAGCACAGGUGGGUCAGUGGUUAGGAGCCAUGUUUGACUACCUGAAACACAUUCCUCGUUACCUCAUCCCCUGCUACUUUGAUGCCAUUUUGGUGUCCACCUACACCACAGCUCUGGAUGCAACUUUCAAACUCAUGUCAAGCUUCAUCCAAAACGGUUCCACUUUUGUCCGUCACCUGGCGCUGGGCUCAGUCCAGAUGUGUGCUGUUGCACGCUUUCCUGUCCUUCCGCCCAUUUCAGCGAACCUUGAGGACGUCCCAUACCGCAUCAGCUCAGUCACUGGGCAGAAGGAGCAGUGCUGUGUCUCCCUGGCAGCAGGACUUCCUCAUUUCUCUUCGGGAAUUUUCCGUUGUUGGGGCAGAGACACGUUUAUUGCUCUUAGAGGUCUGAUGCUUAUCACAGGAAGAAUKAUUGAGUCUCGAAACAUCAUCCUGGCAUUUGCAGGGACUUUGCGCCAUGGUUUGAUCCCCAACCUUUUGGGAGAGGGUCGCUGUGCGAGGUACAACUGCCGCGACGCCUUGUGGUGGUGGCUGCAGUGCAUCCAGGACUACACUAACCAUGUCCCCAAUGGACAUGAAAUCCUUGGCUGCCCUGUCACACGCAUGUACCCCACUGAUGACUGUGAUCCUUGCAAACCUGGAGAGGUGGAGCAGCCUCUGUAUGAUGUCAUUCAAGAAAGUCUGCAGCGCCAUCUAGAGGGAAUUUCCUUCAGAGAGAGGAAUGCUGGACCGAAGAUAGACAUGAACAUGAGAGAUGAAGGAUUUAAUGUAGUUGCUAAAGUGGACCCAGCCACAGGUUUUGUUACUGGAGGAAACCGCUUUAAUUGCGGCACUUGGAUGGACAAAAUGGGGGAGAGUGAAAGAGCCAGGAAUAAAGGGAUGCCUGCAACUCCAAGAGACGGAGCAGCAGUGGAGAUUGUUGGUCUGUGUAAAUCAGCAGUGCGUUGGCUCGUAGAGCUGCACACUAAGGGGCUCUUCCCUUAUGACGGUGCUACAGUGGACAGAGAUGGUAAAAAGGUGUUUGUCUCUUACGCCUCAUGGAACCAGCAGCUCCAGCAGGCUUUUGAAGUUGCAUUUUGGGUGUCUGGGGACCCACAAGACCCCCAUGAGGAGCACCCUGACCUGGUGCAUAAGAGUAACAUUUAUAAAGAUAGUUAUGGAGCUUCCAGUCCAUGGUGUGACUACCAGCUGAGACCCAACUUUACUAUAGCCAUGGUGGUGGCUCCAGAGCUGUUCUCAGUGGACAGAGCCUGGAAGGCUUUYGAGCAGGCUGAGAAGAAACUACUGGGACCACUGGGAAUGAAAACACUGGACCCAGAUGACAUGGUGUACUGUGGUGUGUACGAUAACGCACUGGARAACGACAACUAUAACCUGGCCAAAGGCUUCAACUACCACCAAGGACCGGAGUGGCUGUGGCCYGUUGGCUACUUCCUGCGGGCUAAACUCUACUUUGCCAAGAAGCUGGGAGAGGAGACCUACGCCAUGACAGUCACACUAGUGAAGAAUGUUCUGUCCAGACAUUACACUCAUCUGGAGAGGUCCCCAUGGAAGGGUCUACCAGAGCUGACCAAUGAGAACGGCCAGUACUGCCCUUUCAGCUGUGAGACCCAGGCCUGGUCUCUGGCUACUGUGCUGGAGGUCCUCUAUGACCUUUAGAGGGGCCAGGAAACUGCUCCUGUCCCUCACUGGAAGACUUCAGCAUGUCCUGUCWGAACAGCUGUUUCACUGUUCUGUUAGUGGACGAUUGAGAGUCAGAAWUAAUUAAUAUUACUAAUACACUGUAACUGUUAASUUUUGGUCCUAAAAUUAGCCAGCUKUGAGCCUUMAAGGCRCAACAUAAAAAAUACAAUUUGACACCUAAAUAGUGUUUUUUUUCCAUUGAAAUAGUUUCCAGUUCCCCUGAACCUUCUGAUGACWAUAAAUCCAACGAGUUUUAAAAAACAAAGCAACUGGACAUCUGUUCUGUAGCUGAAAAUAUUUUCAAUCAAUGAAUCUCUGCAGAUGUGAAGCAGAAUGUCUUCAUCUACAACAGUGAAAUCCAGCAGCUUUUUUAAAAUGUCCUGUGUUGGAUGACAGGAUCUGCAGCAGUUCUCAUGUAAACUCUCAGUCUGGUAGCAUUAGAGUUGAUGUUGCAUGCUAAUUUAGAUUAGAGUGGAGCUGCUGUGUUCUGAAGUUUUUAAUGCUAGUUUAAAUACAACUGUAUAUCUGUUUACAUGAUUGCCAUGCAGCUGAUAUACAAUACAAAUGUGUGACAAACGUAAUAGGUGUUCUAAAAGAGAAGGAAUCACAGUGUUGGUGGAAAGUCAUCAUUGUUUUUUUACCAGUCAAGCUUAACUUUUACCAGUUAGUUGUAAAAUAACACGAUCAGAUCAUAUGUUCUCUUAGUGUUGGUCACUGGAAACUACUACAAGUCAUGCUGUGCUCUGCUUUAAACCAGUGAUGCUGAAUAAACUGUGACAUGACUACA